Messenger RNA from Striga hermonthica, 915 nucleotides. NCBI's taxonomy places the organism in Eukaryota, Viridiplantae, Streptophyta, Magnoliopsida, Lamiales, Orobanchaceae. The record is from the annotation of a GenBank genome assembly.
AUGUCGUCCUCCUCGAUAAAUCACUACUCGUCCACGGACCUCUCCCACCCCCAGUGGUGGACCCACCCCGACCACAACCACCUCUACUACUCCUCCGCCGCCGCCGGCCGCGGCCUCGACCUCAACAACGACGACGACGACGGCGGCUCUGCGGCGGAGGAGAUCCCCAAGGAGCGUCUCUUCGAGAAGCCCCUCACGCCCAGCGACGUCGGGAAGCUGAACCGGCUCGUGAUCCCCAAGCAGCACGCCGAGAAGCACUUCCCCCUCGGUGGCGGCGGCGGAGAGUCCGGCGAGAACGGGCUGUUGCUGGGGUUCGAGGACGAGGCCGGCAAGUCGUGGCGGUUCAGGUACUCGUACUGGAACAGCAGCCAGAGCUACGUGCUCACCAAGGGCUGGAGCCGAUUCGUCAAGGAGAAGCGCCUCGACGCCGGCGACGUCGUCGUCUUUGCCCGCCACCGCAUCGACGCCGGACGCCUCUUCAUCGGAUGGAGGAGGAGGACCUCCGCCGACGGCGGGGCCGCCGCGCACCAGCCUUCCUCCGGGUGGAACCGGGUCGUUUACCCGGGUCAGUACGNUUCCCCGGGCCAAUACGUUCAGGUCGGGCCGGCGUCGGUUGCGUACCAGCCCGAUUCCAAUUACGCAGGAACAGUUGUACAACAAACGGCCCAAACAAGUUCAUCAAGUACAGGGAACUCCAAGAUGCUGAGGUUGUUCGGAGUGAAUCUGGAGUGCCAGCAGCAGGCCGAGGACUCGGACCCAUCAACCCCAGUGGGCUCGCCCAUGUCUAGCUUGGGCCAAGCCCAACAGCACCAGCACCACCACCACAGCCCAUAUCACCAUCCUCAAUAUUACUACUCUAAUCACAUGGAUAUCAGUUUCUCAUCAGGAGGAGCAGAUGUAUAUCGGCAAGGAUAA